Linum trigynum is the source of this 5497-nucleotide messenger RNA. The record is from the annotation of a GenBank genome assembly. NCBI's taxonomy places the organism in Eukaryota, Viridiplantae, Streptophyta, Magnoliopsida, Malpighiales, Linaceae.
GUUCAAUUAAUGUGCAAACAUGAGUUAGAUUUUUUAUAUCAUUUCUUGUGUUCUAGUUUUCUUUGACCUUUUCAUGGAACGUGUAAUUCUUUGUUCUCCCGAUUCUAAUAUAUGUUGUUAUAUGUUACUUUUGAAAAGGAGGACAAAGAAUUGGUAAUUGAUUAUGUUACGUUAAAAGUUAAAACGGAAUUUUCUCGUUUAUUAUUAUUGUCCAUGUGGCAACAUUAUGCUUAUUAGUAUGCAUUGUCCUUGUUUUGUGUACAUAUCAUUAACAUGUCAAACAUAUAGAAAAUGAUAGUAAGGUAAUUUUGAAGUUUUGUCCUUGUUUUGUGUACAUAUCAUAAACAUGUCAAACAUAUAGAAAAGGGCAGUAAUGUAAAUUUUGACUUCAAGUAGUAAAUCCCACACCUUUAAAUCCAUGAUAAAACAUCCCAACAAGCAAAGGAUUGUUACAAAUCCAUGAUGCCUCAAAUCCUUGAUAAAAUUCUUGAGUUUUUAAAUUACAAAACCCUCAUUUUUAAAUCUACGAAUCAAACAACCACUAAAAUUCAUGGUUCUUGAAAAUUGAAUCCCAAAUCCACGAAACAAAUCCAACAUCCAAAUCAACCCUAAAACAACAGCGCAGCGCAAAACUGUGGCAGGAGCAGGAGGAAGUUCUUGAAUUUGAAUUUCCAGACGGGAAGGCCAUCCACUCACAAAUGAAAGUCGGAAAUUUCUGUAUUAUAUUCAGGAGGGGAGUUGCCUGGAGGCUGGAGAUGCCGUUGUCGCCACCCAUCUAUGGCUCUUCUUCGUCUAUGGGUGUUUCGGUUGUGAAAAAUUCGUCUUCGGAAUAGACUCCCCAGUCAGCCGUCCUCUCUCUCCGGCCUCCGCACCUCACUCGCUAUAACAGUGCGUUUGUCCCCUUCUUUUACUUUCUCUACAAUUGCAUCUUCUUCAUUCUUCUCCUCAUUGAUCAACAAAGCUACCUUUCUUCUGCUUCGGGUGUUCUCCUCUCUUCUACCUAUUCCCCUCUACAUUCUGUGACACAAUUAGCCCUUUUGCGUCCUGUAACUUGAGCUGCAACACUAGCGGGGGUAUUCUUUUCGGCUGCCGGCCACCUGAUUUCUGUUGCGGGGCUGUUUUUGGCUUCUGGGUUUUACUUCACUCCGGCAGCCUUCCUUUCAUGCCUGUUUGUUUUGGAAUCUGCUACUUGGGUUCGGGUCGCAUUCUGUGUUUUUGGUCCAAUAAUUAUCUGGGUGUUUCUUAAACCCUUCCUCCUUGUCAGCUGGCUGUGUUUCUCAGCAGCCAUUUGAUCUUUUCUCCAGAUCAUGGCCUAUGUGAGGCAUCACUUGAUUCUGGGGUCCAUGAGUCUCUCCAGUUGGUCCUGAUCCGCCGAGGAAAAGAAAAAGAUCCAACUUUCGAUAAACCCUCCUGCUGGUUUCGAUUCAACAAUGAAUUCGCCUUCCCCAAUCAUGUUCGACAGCUCCUUGAACAAUGAAAUCACUCCGAGUUCCAACUCGAGGAGAAGCGCUUCUGCGCAUCAUUCCCGGACUUCUCGAGCGGGUUCCACUGGGGAAGUUGCUUUCAGUGAUUUAGGGUCUAAGCCUGUGUUGUAUGGAUCCAGGAGGGCGGAUUCAGAGGUGUAUUGUAUGUCUCAGAAAGAGAUCAAUGAAGAAGAUGCUAGGUUUGUCUAUAUUAACAAUCCUGUAAGCACGAAUGAUAAAUUCGAGUUUGCUAGGAACUCCAUUAGGACUGCAAAGUACUCUGUUAUUUCUUUCUUGCCUAGAAAUUUGUUUAAACAGUUCCAUAGAGUUGCAUACAUUUAUUUCCUUAUCAUAGCUGUCCUGAAUCAGUUGCCCCAGCUCGCCGUUUUUGGGCGUGGAGCUUCCAUUUUGCCCCUUGCUUCCGUGCUGCUAGUUACAGCAGUUAAGGAUGCUUAUGAGGAUUGGAGAAGGCAUAGGGCAGAUAAGAUUGAGAACAAUAGAUUGGCGUGGGUUUUGGUGGAUGGUCAGUUCCAACAAAAGAGUUGGAAGGAUAUUCAGGUUGGCGAAAUAAUCAAGGUGGAAGCCAAUGAUACUCUACCUUGUGAUAUGGUCUUGCUCUCCACCAGUGACCCUACAGGGGUUGCUUAUGUGCAGACCAUCAACUUGGAUGGAGAGUCAAAUUUGAAGACACGGUAUGCAAAGCAAGAGACCCUCUCAAAGAAUCCUGAGACUGGAAGGUUUACUGGGUUGAUCAAGUGUGAGAAACCUAAUAGGAAUAUCUAUGGAUUCCAUGGGAACAUGGAGAUUGAUGGGAAGCGCCUGUCACUUGGACCUUCCAAUAUUAUCCUUCGGGGCUGUGACCUGAAGAAUACGGCUUCAAUUCUUGGGGUUGCUGUGUAUUGUGGAGCUGAGACCAAAGCUAUGCUGAAUAGCUCAGGAGCCCCUUCGAAAAGAAGCAGGCUUGAGACUCGCAUGAACUUGGAAAUCACCAUACUUUCUCUGUUUCUUGUUGCCUUAUGUACAGUUGUAUCUGUAUGUGCUGCUGUAUGGUUGAUGCGGCACAGAGAUGAGUUAGACACCAUGCCUUUUUAUAGGAGAAAGGAUUACAAUGAAGAUGAGCCAAAGAACUAUAACUAUUAUGGAUGGGGAAUGGAGAUAUUCUUCACAUUCCUGAUGGCUGUAAUUGUGUUCCAGAUCAUGAUUCCUAUUUCUUUGUACAUUUCUAUGGAGCUUGUUCGGGUUGGUCAGGCUUAUUUCAUGAUCCGAGAUGCCCAGAUGUAUGAUGAGGCAUCAAAUUCAAGAUUUCAGUGCCGGGCUUUGAAUAUAAAUGAAGAUUUAGGGCAGAUAAAGUAUGUGUUCUCUGACAAAACCGGGACACUCACUGAGAACAAGAUGGAGUUCCAGUGUGCAAGCAUAUGGGGAGUAGAUUACAGCGGUAGGAAGGUUACCUCUGGUGAUGAACAAGCAGGACACUCUGUUCAAGUAGGUGAGGCAACUGUGAGUCCAAAGAUGAGGGUGAAAGUUGAUCCUAAGCUUCUACAAGCUUUAAGAGGCGGAAAGAUGUCAGAGGAUUUUGAACAUAUCCGUGAUUUUUUCCUUGCUUUAGCAGCUUGUAAUACAAUCGUGCCUCUCAUUGUUGACACAUCUGAUCCCAAUGUUAAGCUGAUGGAUUACCAAGGGGAAUCUCCUGAUGAACAAGCUCUGGCUUAUGCUGCUGCUGCAUAUGGUUUUAUGCUUAUAGAACGAACUUCCGGCCAUAUAGUGAUUGAUGUUUUGGGUCAAAGGCAAAGGUUCAAUGUUUUGGGUUUGCAUGAGUUUGACAGUGAUAGGAAGAGGAUGUCUGUCAUAUUAGGCUUCCCUGACAAGUCUGUCAAAAUCUUUGUAAAGGGUGCUGAUACAUCCAUGUUCACUGUCAUCGAUAAAGCUUCAAGCAUGGGCAUAAUCCGUGCAACUGAAGGCCAUCUUCACUCUUACUCCUCCCUUGGCCUGAGAACACUUGUCGUUGGGAUGCGUGAAUUGAGUGAUUCAGAAUUUGAGCAGUGGCACUCUUCCUUUGAGGCUGCUAGUACUGCUUUGAUUGGCCGCGCUGCUUUGCUUCGGAAGGUUGCCACAAAUGUUGAAAACCAUCUAAGCUUGCUGGGUGCUUCUGCUAUUGAAGAUAAACUUCAAGAAGGUGUCCCGGAAGCUAUUGAAGCGCUGAGGACUGCAGCAAUUAAAGUCUGGGUUUUAACGGGGGAUAAACAAGAAACCGCCAUAUCGAUUGGCUAUUCUUCAAAGCUCUUGACCAACAAAAUGAAGCAGUUUAUUGUCAACAGCAACUCCAAGGAGUCAUGUAGAAAGAGUUUAUCAGAUGCCUUGCUUGUAUGUAAAAAGCUCAACAAUGUGUCCGAGACUCCUGAUAAUGAAGAAAUUUCUGCAUCUUCUGGAAGCUUGGUUGCUUUGAUUAUUGAUGGAACCAGCCUUGUUUAUAUCCUUGAUAGUGAACUUGAAGAACAGCUCUUUGAAUUAGCCAGCAAAUGCUCUGUGGUCCUUUGUUGUCGGGUGGCUCCAUUGCAAAAGGCUGGAAUUGUUGCCCUUGUGAAGAAUAGGACAGCUGACAUGACCCUUUCCAUUGGGGACGGUGCAAAUGAUGUUUCAAUGAUCCAAAUGGCUGAUGUAGGAGUUGGAAUCAGUGGGCAGGAGGGUCGGCAAGCUGUAAUGGCAUCUGAUUUUUCCAUGGGGCAGUUCAGAUUCUUAGUUCCACUUCUGUUGGUCCACGGACAUUGGAAUUACCAGCGAAUGGGUUACAUGAUAAUUUACAACUUCUACAGGAAUGCGAUUUUUGUUCUCGUCUUGUUUUGGUAUGUGCCCUUCACCGCUUUCACUUUGACGACUGCUAUUAACGAGUGGAACAGCGUGCUGUAUUCGGUAAUUUAUACAGCAGUGCCAACGGUCAUUGUUGGUGUUCUUGACAAGGACUUGAGACGGAAAACUCUGCUCAAGUAUCCUCAGCUAUACGGAGCUGGGCAAAGACGAGAAAAUUACAACUCGAAGUUGUUCUGGCUGACGAUGAUCGACACCCUGUGGCAAAGCGUGGUCGUUUUCUUCGGGCCUUUCUUUGCCUACCGGAUUAGCAGCAUCGAUGCAGCGAGCAUAGGGGAUCUCUGGACGCUGGCAGUCGUCAUAUUGGUCAAUCUUCAUCUGGCAAUGGACAUCAACCGGUGGAAUUGGCUCAUGCAUGCAGCAAUAUGGGGAUCCAUUUUGGCAACUUUCGUCUCUAUAAUGGUCAUUGAUGCCAUACCCAUUUUACCUGGUUACUGGGCCAUUUUUCAAUCUGCAAAGACUGGGUUGUUUUGGCUUUGCUUGCUUGGUGUGGUUGUAGCCGCACUAAUUCCACGCUUUGUUGUAAAAGUACUGUAUCAACACUGCUCACCAUGCGACAUCCAAAUCGCGAAGGAGGCGGAGAAGCUCAAACCAUUAAGCAGAGGUGUUGCUGGAUCUGUAGGAGUAGAAAUGAGUGCCAUCUUGGAUCCUCAAAGGAGAUGAUGACGACAUGGUAAUAUAUCAUUCUUCUCCUGUAUCUUCUUUUUUUCUUCUGUAAAAAUUACCUUUAUUGUUUAGAUCGUAAAUAAAAACACAGGGACGGAAUAGUAUUUAGAGGAGAUAAAAAUGAUCUUGUCAAAGAAGAGAAAAGGAACAAGAAAUGCCAACCCUCACCAACGUGGGAUUUGAGAGAGUGACCAUGCAAACACGGUUCAUAUAAUCACAUAUCCCAAUUAAUGUUGAAAUUUCAUAAUCAUGCAUGGCUGAUUGAGACAUGUGAAAGGAGCAAAUUGAAAACCAUAAUUAAGGACGCUAGUUAAUGUUUAACGGGUCCACCCGAUUCAGUUUCGCUCUCUCGAGUUGAUAGGGGCAAUAUGGAGUCGCUAUCAAGCGGUUAAUCAAUAUUGAGCAAACACAAUUCAAAGUGCGUGGAGCGGAUUCACGUUUGAUACUUUGCAUAAACUAUGAACGCAACAAAUAUUCGACUACGAGAAUGAAUUGUAUAAACUAUU